CGUGAGAUCCUCCUCACGCGCAGGUUUGAAACGGCGGGAAAAUCGCUUGAGGACGAACUGACGUAAAAACGGACCCCAGCAGUUUUAUCGUCUGUAAAAGUUUUCUUAAAUUAGUUACAGUUUGAAAAUAAUCGGUUCGAGUUAUAACAUUUUGCGUUGAUUUAUGUGCGUUAAAUGAUUUUGAGGCAAGUUUGAGUGAGAUCGUCUGCACAAAACCAGUCGAAGAUUUGCGAUUUAAGUGAAAAACUUGGAAAAGGCUUUUAUCAAAUAUUCACACAUCUGGACAAUGGCCGCAUCAGGGAGGAAACAGAGCAAGAAGAUCAAACACACAGACAGCUCUGCAGACUUGAAGACUUUUGACUUCAGCACAGAUGAGAAGAAAGACCUCAGCGGAUCUGACGACGAUACACGAGAUGAAACUCCCAUCAUUGACAAGGUGGGCAAGAAACGAUCGGCAGAUACAUUUGAUAAUGAUGACCUGAAUGUUGGUGUGGGGAACGAGGUUCAAACAAUGCUGGAAAGAUUUGGUGCGGACAUCAACAAAGCCAUGCAUACCAAAAGGAAACGCUUGGAGGUUCUUACCAAAAAUUCAUUAAAGGGCACCACACAGAAAAUGGAGCAAAUGUGGAAAACCCAGCAGAAUCAGAGGCAGAAGCUUACACAAGAGUAUUCUCAGCAGGUCCUCGGUGUGCUCAAGUGGGAGACUGAUGUUCAGAAAUCAGAAGAACAAGAGGAAAAGCUGAAUAAUUUGUUUCGCCAGCAGCAGAAGCUCUUCCAGCAGGCAAGAGUUGUGCAAAACCAAAAAAUGAAAACCAUCAAAGAGCUUUAUGAGCAGUUUGUCAAGAACAUGGAGGAAAUGGAGAAAAGCCAUGAAACUUUUCUGCAGGGCACCCAGUUGGAGCUUAAAAAGGAGAUGGCCCUGCUGCAGAAAAAGAUAAUGAUGGACACACAGCAACAGGAGAUGGCCACUGUUCGGAAGUCCCUUCAAUCCAUGCUGUUUUGAAAAUGUUUAGAUUUUACAUAUCUAUCAUACAUAAUACUUCACCUUGUGUUAAAAGUUGAAUUUUAAAGGAAGGUUUCUUUUAGUUCAUAUGGUUUCAUGUUUCUCUGUAUUUAUUUUAUUUUGUAACAGUUUGGUCAUUUUAAUCCAUAGUUUGCUGUGUCAUGAAACCAUUUCAGAUUAGUUCUUUAUCCACAUUGUCAGGCAAAAUGCAAAGAUGUCUUUUUUAUUUCCCAUGGUCUAAGAAUAAAAAUAAUAUAUAUUGGUCUGUAGGUCAAUAAUAGAAUUCAUUAAAUCCUAAAACAUACAUUAAAAUGUA
Molecule: messenger RNA, 1319 nt
Organism: Triplophysa dalaica
Lineage: Eukaryota; Metazoa; Chordata; Actinopteri; Cypriniformes; Nemacheilidae
Gene: sycp3
Product: synaptonemal complex protein 3
Biological process (GO): spermatid development; meiotic cell cycle
Cellular component (GO): synaptonemal complex
Source: RefSeq, a predicted model, not a curated record